AUGGGUUCUGAUCUGCCAGUUCUUCUCGCAGCUAUGUCCAUACUGUCUGCACUCCACAUGGGUUUUCAGGCAAGACUUGUGGGCUGGUCUAGGAUGAAGCAUAAAAUUUUGCCACCUUCUGUUACUGGACCAGCUGAGUUUGAAAGGACAUUUCGCACCCACCAGAAUGGUGUAGAGUUGUAUCCCAUCUUCUUGGUGGUAUUGUGGACCUCUGGCAUCUUUUGCAAUGAAGUACUUGCUGCUCUUGUAGGACUUCUGUAUAUUGUGGGAAGAGAGAUGUACUUUACUGGCUAUAUAAAUGAAACCAAGAAAAGAUUGCCAGGAUUUUACUUGGUUUUGUGUGCCAUAUUAAUCCUAUGUAGGAUGGCCUCUGUUGGAAUCAUUCAAUCAUUCUUGGACAAAUAUCACGACAUCAAACUUUUCUAA
Molecule: messenger RNA, 426 nt
Organism: Myxocyprinus asiaticus (Chinese sucker)
Lineage: Eukaryota; Metazoa; Chordata; Actinopteri; Cypriniformes; Catostomidae
Product: microsomal glutathione S-transferase 2-like
Exons: 5
Coding region: 1-426 (141 amino acids)
Biological process (GO): leukotriene biosynthetic process
Cellular component (GO): endoplasmic reticulum; nuclear envelope; membrane
Molecular function (GO): leukotriene-C4 synthase activity; glutathione peroxidase activity; glutathione transferase activity
Source: RefSeq, a predicted model, not a curated record